AUGCGUCCAGAAAAGAUGGCGCUGUGGAAUGAGUUUCUACCAGAUCAGUUAGUGGAAGAACCAACCACAGAAAGCCCUGAGCCGACCACAACUGAGGCAAUACCUGAUGAUAAGAAUGGUGAGUAUUUCUUCGUAUUAAAAAUGUCAAACUAGCAAGGAUCCUCGCUAACUUUGGAUUCUUAAAAUGUCAUGAUAUACAUGUAGAGCGGAUAGAAUCAGGUUAGUUUUUAUAUGCACGUGAAAACGGGAAAAACCAAUACAUUUUAAGAAAAGAGGUAUUUAAUAAGAUAGGCAUGACCACGUAUAUUCUGUACACUGUUACAUCUUUUGACAGCUGUUACAGCGAAACGUUUACCAUAAUACCGUUCUCAAGCAUUGACUUGCGAGUCAUAUUCGAAGACGCAAGUGUCAAACCACUUGUGGGCAUAAUAAUCAAUACACGAGAAAACUGUGACAAUCAAUGACUGAGGUUAUAAUUUUCAACUUCCCUCAGUUUCACUCUGAAUGGUGGCGUCACGGGGCGGUGCUCUUUAGGCCUUUUCGCUCAAACUUAAAACGUGCCUUUCACGAUCAUAAUGUUUGUAACUACUUUUUUUAAUAUCACUUUCUAGAAUUUUGUAUAUUUAAUCUUUACUGAAUUUUUGUUCAAUUUUUUUUGUUCAAUUUUUGGUUGAGGGGAACGCGUAUGUUAUCUGUGUACAUCAGGUGAAAACCUGAUUAAAAAAGUAUCUAUCUAUAUAUAUUAGGCCAUACUAGAUACCUCUUUUGCCCGCACGAAAACCAGACCAGAUAGGGUUUCUGUUGACACAUAAGAGCGGUCAUUUCGUCGCAAUUUCUGUAUCGGAGCAAAGCUGCGCCGCGCCGAAAGAAACUGAAUGAAUUCAAUGAUUUUGCUCCUUUUUGCUAAUUUCUAGUAUUUUGGAGUAAUUGUCAUAGGAGGCGUCUAAUAAAAUGUUAACAGCACAGAGAGGGCGUUUAUUAGGUCAUUUACGGUUCGUAGUUGACUGUCUUUUCUCCAAUUUAGAUACACUGGUGAUGAUACUCGCCAUCUUAACGGGAGUAUUCGGUGCUGUAGGUGUAACCUUACUUAUUGUUCUUAUCGUCAUAUGCCGCAAAGUACCAAGACGUCGGCAAAAGGAGCUGAAACUUUAA
Molecule: messenger RNA, 1152 nt
Organism: Porites lobata
Lineage: Eukaryota; Metazoa; Cnidaria; Anthozoa; Scleractinia; Poritidae
Source: the annotation of a GenBank genome assembly